Molecule: messenger RNA, 1954 nt
Organism: Drosophila kikkawai
Lineage: Eukaryota; Metazoa; Arthropoda; Insecta; Diptera; Drosophilidae
Gene: spirit
Product: Serine Protease Immune Response Integrator
Biological process (GO): proteolysis
Molecular function (GO): serine-type endopeptidase activity
Source: RefSeq, a predicted model, not a curated record
CUCAAACCCAGAAGCGGGAUUAAUCAUUUAAAAGCUGGCCACGCGCUGUCAAAAUAAAAUACGAAUCCAUAAAUAUAAUCGAAUAUAUGAGCACGUGAAAAAUAAACCAAGUUCAAUGAGCCAAAGCCGAAAGUGAACAAGUAUUAUUAAGAGCGAGAACCGGUCGUCGCAGUUUGUUUUUAUUGUUUUUACUUCAUUUGUUAUUAUUUUGAUGUCUCUGAGGCUUACUAUCAGAAAAGCCCAAAUCGUGUGUCAUAGGUGUCAAGACGCAUUUGCUGGGAGAUAAUACAUCGUCGGCUCAGGGAAUAACAAAAGCCAUCGAUUGCUUCUAUUAUAAUUCGUAUUUUUGAGAGACCAGUUUUUGAAAGUGUGACUGGCUUGGCUUUUGGUUAAUUGGCACUUGGGAAGUUGGAAGUUGCCCGGCUGGUUUCUGCGAUCUGUGAUCUCGCGCAUCGCCGAUUGCCGGCCGAUCUCAGCGUUUUUAGCCCCACUGCAUUCCCCAUCUGGCGACGAGCAAGGAAGGAGAUUCCCCAUCCGAGAUCCGAGAUGAACGCUCCAGCCGCCGGCAAACAUAUGUAUCAGCUUCUUCUCCUCGUGCUGCUGCCCCUAAUUGCAGUUUGGGCCACGCCUGCCAUUAGUCCACAGUCUCAGCGCGGCAUUAUCUUUCCCAAGGAAUCCUUUGAUGACUGCUACCUGGAUGAUGUACAACGGACGAAGGGCACCUGCCGUCGCAUGGAGGACUGUCCCUCCGCUGUAAAAAGCUGGCUAGAGAAACGAGAGUCGCCCAAGACCUGCUACUUUGUGAAGUUUGAUCACUUUGUAUGCUGCAAUCCAGAGACUGAAGUUCCAGAAAUAACCACCGAUGAACCGCCCACGCUGCCACCCACCCGUAAACCCUAUACAGCGCCGCAGGUCCAAAGGCCAAGUCUGCAGGCUUGUUACGAUUACAACAACGUCAAGGUGACUAACGAGAAUGACCUGACCUUCGUGAUCUCAGUGGUGGGCGGUAUGCCAACACGUUACCGGGAAUACCCCUUCAUGGCGGCCCUGGGCUGGCGCUCCAGCUUCGACCAACGGAUAUAUUAUCGCUGCGGCGGUGCCUUGAUCUCCAGUACCUAUAUCUUGACGGCGGCUCACUGCGCCGACUUGGGCGGCGAACCCCCCAGCCAGGUACGACUCGGUGGCGAUAACCUGACCCUAACCGAGGGCGAGGACAUGAUGAUCCGGCGCGUUUUGGUGCACCCGGAAUAUAAUGCCACCACUGCCUACAAUGACAUUGCUCUGCUGGAGCUGGAGGCACCGGCCAAGCCGGAACUCCGUCCAACCUGUAUUUAUACGGAAAGCGAGGUGGUCAACUCGCUGGUCACGGCCAUUGGCUAUGGGCAGACCAGCUUCGCCGGUCUCUCCUCCGCCCAGUUGCUGAAGGUGCCGCUCCGGCGGGUGAGCAACGAGGAAUGCCAGGUCCACUAUCAAACGGAUCAGCUGGCCCAGGGUGUUCAGGCUAGCCAGAUGUGUGCGGGGGAUUUGAUUGGGGAAAAGGAUACCUGCCAGGGUGACUCCGGUGGUCCGCUCCUCAUGCAGGACGAACAUCUCCUCUAUGUGGUGGGCAUCACGUCGCUGGGACAGGGGUGUGCCAGCGGCCCGCCAUCGGUGUACACCAGGGUGUCCAGCUUUGUGGACUGGGUCGAGAGCAUUGUGUGGCCAGCAGGAUUUCAGUCGCAGCCGCAACAGCUACAGGACCGGAUGUCAUCGACACCUAAGGAUAUGACUGGACCCGAAGUCGAUCUGAGAGCCAUGAUAUAAUUAUAAUUUAUUUCGAGAUUUUAUUGAAACAAAAUAAGAAUCUACAGGAUAUCAAAUAAAUAACCAAUUUGAUUUGGUUUUUCUUUAGUAUACUUUAAGUUUAUUUGUUAAACAAUAAACAAUGAAAAAUCACUGAAAAAAUUACUGUUUG